AUGGAGCGCUACGAGAAACUGGGCAAGGUCGGGGAGGGCUCCUACGGCGUCGUCUUCAAGUGCCGCAACAAGGACACGGGUCAGAUUGUGGCCAUCAAGAAGUUCCUGGAGUCCGAGGAGGACCCGGUGAUCCGGAAGAUCGCCCUGAGGGAGAUCCGCAUGCUCAAGCAACUCAAACACCCGAACCUGGUGAAGCUGCUGGAGGUGUUCCGGAGGAAGCGGCGGCUGCACCUGGUGUUCGAGUACUGCGAGCACACGGUGCUGCAGGAGCUGGACAAGCACCCCCGAGGGGUUCCAGAGUACCUGGUGAAGAGCAUAACCUGGCAGACCCUGCAGGCUGUGAACUUCUGCCAUAAACACAAUUGCAUCCACCGGGAUGUAAAGCCAGAGAACAUCCUGAUAACAAAGCACUCGGUCAUCAAACUCUGUGACUUUGGAUUUGCUCGAAUACUGACUGGUCCCAGUGACUACUACACGGACUACGUGGCCACCAGGUGGUACCGCUCCCCGGAGCUGCUGGUUGGGGACACGCAGUACGGUCCUCCCGUGGACGUGUGGGCCAUCGGCUGCGUGUUCGCCGAGCUGCUCUCGGGGGUGCCCCUGUGGCCGGGCAGGUCGGACGCGGACCAGCUGUACCUCAUCCGCAGAACCCUGGGGGAUCUCAUUCCCAGGCACCAGCAAGUGUUCAGCACCAACCAUUUCUUCAGUGGGGUAAGAAUUCCAGACCCAGAGAGCAUGGAACCACUGGAAAUGAAAUUCCCCAACAUUUCAUACUCUGCACUGGCUCUCAUGAAGGGCUGCCUUCGGAUGGACCCUGCAGAGAGGCAGAGCUGUGAGCAGCUGCUGCAGCACCCCUAUUUUGACAGCUUUAGGGAGGCAGCAGAGCUGGGCAAAGGACAUGGGAAGAGCCCUCGGAAACCAGCCAGGCUGACUCGGAAGCACGUGCCUGGGUUACAGCACUUGCCUCAGCUGACCUGCAGCAAUGUUCUCCCAGCUUUGGACAGCAAGAAGAACUGCUGCAAGACAAGGAAAUCAAAGUACCACUUCCCAAACAUCUGA
Cinclus cinclus is the source of this 1059-nucleotide messenger RNA. It is a transcript of the gene CDKL1, whose product is annotated as cyclin dependent kinase like 1. NCBI's taxonomy places the organism in Eukaryota, Metazoa, Chordata, Aves, Passeriformes, Cinclidae. Bases 1 to 1059 code for a protein of 352 amino acids. Gene Ontology annotation, biological process: protein phosphorylation. The record is from RefSeq and is a predicted model, not a curated record. Gene Ontology annotation, cellular component: nucleus. The transcript is spliced from 9 exons. Gene Ontology annotation, molecular function: cyclin-dependent protein serine/threonine kinase activity; ATP binding.